Messenger RNA from Lineus longissimus, 1225 nucleotides. Its product is annotated as dynactin subunit 6-like. The transcript is spliced from 6 exons. Gene Ontology annotation, biological process: mitotic spindle organization. Lineage: Eukaryota; Metazoa; Nemertea; Pilidiophora; Heteronemertea; Lineidae. Gene Ontology annotation, molecular function: dynein complex binding. Bases 3 to 608 code for a protein of 201 amino acids. Gene Ontology annotation, cellular component: dynactin complex. The record is from RefSeq and is a predicted model, not a curated record.
UAAUGAUCACUCUUAACGACGCUUGGAGAUUGUGCAAAUUCAAGAUGUCGCUGCGAGAAGCCCCACGAAGCAGCGUCAAAAUUGCACAAACUGCGGUGGUCUGCUCAGAAUGUGAGCUGAAAGGUGACAUCACUAUUGGAGCCAGGACCGUUGUGCAUCCAAAAGCCAAGAUUCUUGCAGAAGCUGGACCAAUCAUCAUCGGCGAGAAUAACCUUAUUGAAGAGCAAGUAGAGAUAACUAACAGAGGUCCAAUGCAGAGUCCAGGCUCUCCCUCGAAGAACCAGUCCGUCGUCAUCAUUGGUAGUAACAAUGUCUUUGAAGUGGGAGCCAAUUGCGAAGCAGCCAACAUCGGUGACAACAACGUCUUAGAAGCAAGAUGUUACGUGGGCCGCGAGACCUCACUCAGCAAUGGGUGCAUCAUUGGGGCGAUGUGCAAUGUCACCAGCAAGGAGUUACUGCCGGAAAAUACAGUCCUGUUUGGGUCGCAAUGCCAGAGGAGAGUUCAGGCGGAGAGACCCCCACCCCAAACUUUACAGCUGGAUUUCUUGUCCAAAAUCUUACCAAACUAUCAUCAUCUGAAGAAGACAAAGACUCACAGAAAAGAGUGAAGGACCGUUGCUUAUAGAAAGUGGAAAUAUUUAUUCGAUCUGGCGUAGGAUUUAUCGGGAGGACUGACAUAUUACACCAUCGCUUAUCUUCUUGUGGGAUUGGAGGACGCUUGGUGGCUGCUGUAGAUUCUUAUGGACUAUUAAUCGCUGUCAAGUUUCUUGGUGUGAAGUGGGGGAGGAUGUUCCUUUCUUUGCUUACUGCAUUUACAGACAUCACAGACUUUUUCCAAGUCAUUUCAAAUAAGAAAAACCUCUGAACGGCGGACACCUCUCUGCUCCGAAUUGCGGACUGGGCGAUGGCCAAUUUUUGGUCCAAUUCCCUCCCAAUUACAGACAGUAGGCAAAAACAAUGGUUUCCCAUGUGCGCUUGGAGAGUCAAGUAGGCCCGACGGGUGUGAUAUUUGCGUAAUUAAUGAACGUAAUUACCCCAUGGCAUUGUGUUUUUGUAUCCUAAUUAAGCCGCGGCAUUUGUUUACACAUCUUUUCAACUAAUCAUAUAGGCCUAUUGUGUCAAAGGACACUCAUAAAUCCACGCGGUUUUGUCAGUGUUGCGGCGAAUAUGUGUUAGUAGAGAAAUUAGAAAAAAUUGAUUGUUAAUAAAAGGUGGCUGAUGGACA